Messenger RNA from Impatiens glandulifera, 4339 nucleotides. RefSeq names its product condensin-1 complex subunit CAP-D2. Gene Ontology annotation, biological process: meiotic chromosome condensation; mitotic cell cycle; mitotic chromosome condensation. The record is from RefSeq and is a predicted model, not a curated record. Gene Ontology annotation, cellular component: nucleus; condensed chromosome, centromeric region. Gene Ontology annotation, molecular function: histone binding. The transcript has 17 exons. Bases 53 to 4051 code for a protein of 1332 amino acids. Lineage: Eukaryota; Viridiplantae; Streptophyta; Magnoliopsida; Ericales; Balsaminaceae.
UUUCAAAAAAAGUCCUUUCUUUCUUCUCUCUUUCUCUCCAAUCUCCAUUUCCAUGGCUCCUCCAUUCAUCUUUCCACCUAAUCUCCAAUCCCUAGAAGAAGACUGCGAAGAAGAUGACCGACUCACAGUCCACAAACCAAUCAACAUCUCAUCCUUCAGCCCUUCAGAGCUCGAAGAAUUCGUCAAAGGUGUAUCAUUCGAUCUUUCUGAUAAAGAAUUAUUCUGCAUAGAAGAGCAAGAUGUGUUUGAUCAAGUUUAUUCACUUGUUAAGGGUUUCUCUUGUUUAACUCCGGCUGGAAAAUUCAAUCUCGUUGAGACUUUAAGAUCUAAUUUCAGUGUUCUUUUACCAAAUGUCGAUUCCCUUACGAGAGUGUCUCAGGGACAGGAUGUGGAAGAGGUUUCACUUAUUGAUCGAGUUGCAUCACACCGGAAUGCUUUCAAGAUCUACACGUUUUUCCUCAUUCAUAUUGUGCUUAUUGAGGAGUCGAAUGCUGUUUCAAGUCAGAAUUCGAAGGUGGUUGCUAAUAGUAGAAAGAAACAUCAAAUAAAUUCGUGGAGUUGGGAACCUCAGAGGGGUCGAAUACUUAAUUUGAUUGCUAAUUCAUUGGAGAUCAACCUUCCUUUGCUUUUUGGAUCUUCUGACCCAGAUGACAAUUACUUGUCUUUUACUGUCAAAAAUGCAUUCUCUAUGUUUGAGAAUCAAACACUACUAAAAGAUUCUGAAUCAAAGGACGCUUUAUGUCGCAUAAUUGGGAUAUGUGCCACAAGAUAUCGUUACACAGCACAAUCAUGUGCUUCAAUUUUGCACUUGGUUCAUAAAUAUGAUUUUGUUAUCAUCCACUUGGUUGAUGCUGUUGCUAGAGCGGAGAAGAAGUAUGCAGAUGGAAGCUUGGCAACCUCCUUGAUUAGGGAAUUCGGUAGAACUAAUCCGAAAAACUAUAUGAAGGAUACUGUUGGGGCAGAAAACAUUGGGCGGUUUAUUGUGGAGCUUGCUGAUAAGCUGCCAAAGUUGGUUUCAAUCAACAUUGGGCUUUUGGUUCCACAUUUGGGGGGAGAAUCUUACAAAAUACGAAAUGCUCUUGUUGGUGUGCUUGGUAAGUUGAUUUUGAAGGCAUUCAAGGAUGUAGACAGUGAAGAGAGCUCUAAAACCACUCGACUUAGGACUAAGCAAGCAAUGUUGGAUAUUUUAGUAGAACGGUGCAGAGAUGUUUCUGCCUACACCAGGAGCAGAGUUAUGCAGGUAUGGACUGAACUAUGUGAGGAAUAUUCCAUUUCCAUUGGUCUAUGGAAUGAGGUUUCAUCUGUGGCUUCAGGGAGGUUGGAAGAUAAGAGUGCCAUUGUAAGAAAAUCUGCACUCAAUCUACUCAUUAUGAUGUUGCAACACAACCCAUUUGGUCCACAGCUUCGUGUAUCAUCUUUUGAAGCAACUUUGGAGCAGUACAAGAAGAAACUAAGUGAACUUGAACAAAAUGCCACUUCUGAUAGUGUUUUGGAUGAACUUCCAUCAGACAAUGACAAUUGCAAUGGAGAUGGUGAAGUUAAUGAUAUAGAAGCUGUAGCAGUGUCCCAAGAAGAACAAAAUAGUGUAACCGACAGCUAUUUAUCUGGUGUAGACAUUGACAAUAGCCAGAAGGAUGCUUGUGUACCAGAUCUUGGAAAUUUGGAGCAAACGAGAGCCUUGAUUGCAUCACUUCAAGCGGGUUUGAGAUUUUCAAAGUGUAUAUCUGCCAUGUUACCUACCCUCGUUCAAUUGAUGGCUUCAUCUUCUUCAAGUGAUGUAGAAAACUCGAUUCUUUUACUAAUGAGGUGCAAACAGUUCCAGAUUGAUGGGUCAGAGAAUUGCCUCCGCAAGAUGUUGCCUUUGGUGUUUUCACAGGAUAAAUCCAUUUACGAGGCAGUGGAGAAUGCAUUCAUCACCAUAUACAUAGGGAAAAGCCCUGAAGAAACUGCAAAAAACAUUAUACAUGUAGCUUUAGAUUCCAAUAUUGGAGAUCUUGCAGCUCUAGAAUUCAUUGUUGGUGCAUUGGUUUCCAAAGGUGACAUAACAAGUAGCACGAUAUCAGCAUUGUGGGAUUUCUUUUGCUUUAAUAUAAGUGGAACAACACCUAAUCAAAGUAGUGGUGCAUUAUCAGUGUUGUGCAUGGCAGCAAAAUCCUCAACCGCGGUUUUAGGCUCUCACAUACAGGACAUUAUUGACAUUGGUUUUGGUAGAUGGGCGAAAAGUGAACCUUUACUUGCAAGAUCAGCAUGUAUUGCCCUUCAAAGGUUGUCUGAAGAGGAUAAGAAAAAAAUGUUGUCAAACAAUGGGAGUCGGGUAUUUGGUAUAUUAGAAAGUUUAAUCACAAAGACUUGGCUUUCCGACAAUGUGUGGUAUGCUGCAGCUGCUAAAGCUAUAGAUGCUCUAUAUGCCAUUCAUCCAACUCCUGAAGCAUUUGCUGCUAGCAUAGUGAAAAAAUCCCUUUCUUCUGUUUUUAAUUUCUCUGAAGGGGAUAGUUUAGAAAAUGAUGUCGAGAGUGAUAAGAGCGAUGUUCUUAACAACACAGUUCAAGUUGCUAAACUAGGCAGAUAUUUAUUUGUUGUUAGCCACAUUGCACUAAACCAAUUGGUUUACAUUGAAUCGUGUGUGAGGAAAGUCCAAAAAGAGAAGGCCAAAAAAGAGAAAUUAAUUGCUGAGGGCCAGAAUUCCGUUUGCAGAGGAGAAUCGAAUGUGGACAGCUCAAAGGACAAUGGCAUGAGUGCGGAGCUAGGUCUUGCCGCAUCGGAUGAUCAAAUGCUUGAUAGCCUUGCAGAGAGAACAGAGAAAGAAAUAAUCGCGGAUGGUUCCAAUGAUAGUAAUUUGAUUGGAUGUUGUGCUCCUUUCCUCUCUAAAAUUUGUAGAAACUUCAGUUUGAUGCAGAAGUAUCCUGAGCUGCAGGCCUCUGGAAUGCUUGCUUUAUGUAGAUUCAUGAUCAUUGAUGCUGGUUUUUGUGAAGCAAAUCUACAGCUUCUAUUCACUGUUGUGGAUAACGCACCAUCAGAAAUUGUCCGUUCAAAUUGCACUAUUGCUUUAGGAGACUUGGUAGUCCGAUUUCCUAAUUUGUUAGAACCAUGGACGGAGAAAGUAUAUGCCAGGCUUAGAGAUCCAGCAGUUUCUGUUAGGAAGAAUGCUGUAUUGGUUCUUUCUCAUCUGAUUUUGAACGAUAUGAUGAAGGUGAAAGGAUACAUAAAUGAAAUGGCUACACGCUUAGAAGAUGAAGAUGAAAGGAUCUCAAACCUGGUCAAACUUUUCUUUCACGAGCUAUCCAAGAAAGGGAGUAACCCGAUAUACAAUCUACUUCCUGAUAUCCUUGGCAAGUUAUCCAAUGAAAACUUGAAUAGAGAGUCCUUCUGCAACAUAAUGCAAUUCCUAAUUAACUCUAUCAAGAGGGAUAAGCAGAUGGAUUCUCUUGUCGAGAAACUUUGUAAUAGAUUUAGUGGACUCACAGAUAAUAAGCAAUGCGAAUACAUAUCAUACUGCCUUUCGCAACUGACGUUCACUGAAAAAGGCAUGAAAAAGCUGAUGGAGUCAUUUAAAGUGUAUGAACAUGUCCUUUCAGAUGAUAUGGUAUUAGAUAACUUUAAAGCCAUUAUUAGCAAGGGUAAGAAGUCUGGCAAACAAGAAAUGAAAGCAUGCAUUGAGGAAUUUGAAGAAAAACUUACCAAGUAUCAUAUUGAGAAAAAAGAACAAGAAAUUACAACAAAAAAUGCUCAAAUUCAUCAGAGAAAACUCGAUAGCUUGGAAGAGAUUGAGCUGGCUAGUAUUAAGGAGGAAGAAAGUCUUCAUUCUGAAAUUUCUGAAGUUACAGGUGAUGAAAUCAAUGGAUCCAAGGAAGAAUCAAAAUCCAUUGAGCAAAAUGGGCAUUCUCCAGCUUCCAAUGUGAAGAAGGAAACAGAAUGUAGUGAAGAGGAGGAUCAGUCAACUGCUACUAGUCUGAAAGGUACUUCUAAACUAAGACCCAAGAGAACCUGCAAAGCUGUUCAAAUGAAUACUUCUACUAUUGCAAAAAAAGCUAAUGGCACAAGGAAAAGAUGAUGGCAGGAACUGAAUGAAGAAGGUAUGUUUCCCUCUGGAAACAAACAAGGCUUAGAGUAAACAAGGCAUUUGAAUGGUUUUACUUUUUACCAUUCUAUAUUGGCUUCUUGCAGUUUGGAAAUGAAAUAGCAUGUAGAAGUAAGCAUAGAUCAGAAUUCUUAAGAUUUAUUAGUUUAUUUGAAGAAAUUGUAUUAUUAUUAUGCAAAUAUCUAAUGAAAAGAGUUUAUUUGAAGAAAUUGUAUUAUUAUUAUGCAAAUAUCUAAUGAAAAGAAUCUAAUUUUUCUUGUU